This is a messenger RNA of Aspergillus bombycis, 858 nucleotides long. Its product is annotated as sulfotransferase family protein. The record is from RefSeq and is a predicted model, not a curated record. The coding region runs from base 1 to 858 and encodes 285 amino acids. The transcript is spliced from 3 exons. NCBI's taxonomy places the organism in Eukaryota, Fungi, Ascomycota, Eurotiomycetes, Eurotiales, Aspergillaceae.
AUGGCCCCAUUCAUUCAACAAUACCCUAGGGAUAGUUCAUCGCAUCCAACUCCUCUUUCUGACCCUAACUCCAAGUCUACAACAAUGGGCCAGCAAGCAUCCGUCCCCCAACCGGACACACAACUCCAAGUGAUUGGCGCAGGACUCUCACGGACGGGGACCGCCUCGUUCAGUGCGGCUCUGGAGAUCCUUCUUGACGGACCCAUCUAUCACGGCGGCACGCAAAACACCAUGGGCCCGCCCCUGGAGAUCAAAUCCUGGAUUCAAAUCCUCCGGAGCUGGUUUGCUGGCGACCGUGCGACCACUCUCUCCCUCCUCCAGCGACGGACCACCGGUUACGCAGCCAUCACCGACGCACCCGCCUCGCAAUUCGUGCCCGAACUUCUCGCCCUCUACCCCGACAGCAAGGUCAUCGUCACCGUCCGUGACCCGGAGGCUUGGGUCAAGAGCAUGCAGCAGAUCAGCUCGCUGGCUAAACUGUGGUUUCUAGGCGCGGUGCUGCUGCCACUACCAGGGAUGCGACAUUUCGUGACCUAUAUCUCCCUGCUACAGGCACAGUGGGAUAAGAUCUAUGACGGCUCAAGGGAUAACGCCUAUAUCUACGAGCGCCAUCUGGAGUGGUUGAAAGAGGUCGUUCCCGCAGAUCGGCUGGUCUUCUUCAAUGUGAAAGAUGGCUGGGGCCCCUUGUGCGAGGCCCUGGGGAAGGAGAUCCCCAAGGAUCUCCCUUUUCCUCGUAUUAAUGAUUCCAAGGCGAUCGAUCGCGUGGCUGAGUAUCACAUCAAGAGAGGGCUGGCGCGUUGGGCAGUCGCCUUUACAGUGGUUGGGGCCUUCAGUGCCUGGUGGUUCAUGAGGGUUUAA